Molecule: messenger RNA, 671 nt
Organism: Teleopsis dalmanni
Lineage: Eukaryota; Metazoa; Arthropoda; Insecta; Diptera; Diopsidae
Product: UPF0692 protein CG33108-like
Source: RefSeq, a predicted model, not a curated record
CUAUGAUGCUGACUUCAACCAUGAACCGUGUUUAUUGAGAGGACAUAAGGCGCACUGGGCUUUAAUAAUUGGUUUCUUGAUAACAAAAGACGAUAAGUUUUAUGUUUUCGCCCGUCAUGGAAAAACGAAUUCAGUGGGUCUGUGGUCUUUAGAAGAAUUAAGUAAAAGCAAUGCUAACUUACGGGAAUUUGAACAACCUCGAGCUCACCCAGAUUGUACAUUUUUAAUACCACCUGGAGGGAUUGCUGGUAACUUAGGCUUAAAUGAACGUGCCAUUAUAGUGAAAGGAUUAUCGCAAAAACUCAUAAAGCUGCCAUGAAAAAAAUUUUUUUUCGUUCUAAUUAUAAAAUAAUAUAGUUAUAUAUAAAGUGACAAAAAUAAUGUAUAAUAUUAACUUAAGUCACAACAACUGUUGAUAUGAAUCUACCUCAAACUUAUGUAAAUUGUCACGUUUAUAUAUAUACUAAAUAUAUAAUUAAUAUAAAUUUACUAACAAAAAAUAAUGACAAUUUUUUAUACAUUUUCCGGCGUAUCAAAGACUUCGGAAGAGAGAUUUUUUAAAAAUUAAUUCAAAGUAUAUAUGAAUAAAUCUUUGUGUCAGAUAAAUUUUAGUGAAAUUUGGAACCCCAAAACUCUUGCUUAUAUAGUAUAAACCACUACUUCAAAAAUAU